Eremothecium gossypii ATCC 10895 is the source of this 993-nucleotide messenger RNA. It is a transcript of the gene SEH1, whose product is annotated as Seh1p. The transcript has a single exon. Gene Ontology annotation, molecular function: protein binding; structural molecule activity. The coding region runs from base 1 to 993 and encodes 330 amino acids. Lineage: Eukaryota; Fungi; Ascomycota; Saccharomycetes; Saccharomycetales; Saccharomycetaceae. Gene Ontology annotation, cellular component: Seh1-associated complex; nuclear pore outer ring. The record is from RefSeq and is marked provisional. Gene Ontology annotation, biological process: positive regulation of TORC1 signaling; cellular response to amino acid starvation.
AUGAAGCCAUUUACCACCGGACACGAAGACCUUGUGCACGACAUCUGCUACGACUUCUACGGGAGGCACGUGGCAACGUGCUCGAGCGAUCAACACAUCAAAGUGUUCAGGCUGGAUAAGGACACCAACGAGUGGACGCUGAGCGAUUCGUGGAAAGGCCACGACAGCAGUGUCGUGGCACUUGACUGGGCGUCGCCGGAAUACGGACGGAUCCUGGCAAGUGUGUCCUACAACAAGACAAUCAAGGUGUGGGAAGAGGACCCCGAUGCGCCUGAGGGCUCGGGGCGGCGGUGGACGCGCCUGUGCACGCUGAACGAUGCCACGGGACCGCUGUACAGCGUGAAGUUCGCGCCUGGGCACCUGGGGCUGCGGCUGGGCGCGAUCGGCAACGACGGCGUGCUACGGAUUUACGACGCGCUGGAGCCGUCCGACCUGCGGAGCUGGACACUGACGUCGGAGGUGAAGGUGCUGGCAACGCCGCCUGCGUCGCACCUCCAGUCGGACUUCAGCCUCGACUGGUGCCCGUCGCGCUUCUCGGCCGAGCGCCUCGUGGUGUGCGCGCUGGACCAGGCGUUUGUGUACGAGCGUAACAAGGCUGGCAAGCUGUUCCAGGCGGCGCGGCUGCCGGGGCACCAGGGCCUGAUUCGCUCCGUCAGCUGGGCGCCGUCCUUUGGUCGCUGGCAUCAGCUGAUUGCCACAGGCUCCAAGGACGGCCGCGUGCGCAUCUUCCAGCUCACGGAAAAGCUCGAUGCCACCGACGACGCCUCCACCGACGACGCCUCCACCGACGACGCCGGCCCGGCGCCCCACAUCAGCGUCCAGCUGCUCAGCGAGCACGCCGAUCACAAGGGUGAGGUCUGGUCCGUGUCCUGGAACCUCACGGGCACUAUACUAAGCAGCUCUGGCGACGACGGCAAGGUACGCCUGUGGAAGUCCUCAUUCUCGAACGAGUUUAAGUGCAUGAGCGUGAUCUGCGCCCAGAAGAAGAAAUAG